Molecule: messenger RNA, 2580 nt
Organism: Thamnophis sirtalis
Lineage: Eukaryota; Metazoa; Chordata; Lepidosauria; Squamata; Natricidae
Source: RefSeq, a predicted model, not a curated record
GCCCUUCUGGCUAACAUGGCUGCCAUGUUUGGAGUUUAUCAUGGUGCAAAUGGAUUAAAGUACAUUGCCAAGAGAGUCCACAAUGCUACUCUAAUCUUGGCAGAAGGUCUGAAGAGAGCAGGUCAUCAACUCCAACAUGACCUAUAUUUUGAUACCUUGAAAAUCCAGUGUGGGUGUGACAUCGAAGAGGUCUUGCAAAGGGCAGCCCAGAGACAGAUAAACUUUCGGAUUUACUCUGACGGCACGCUUGGAGUUUCUCUUGAUGAAACUGUAAAUGAAAAAGACCUAGAUGAUCUACUGUGGAUUUUUGGUUGUGAAUCUUCAGCUGAAUUAGUUGCAGAGAAUAUGGAUGAAGAAACAAAAGGCAUUUUUGCUACUCAGUUUAAGAGAACAUCAACAUUCCUAACACACCAAGUAUUUAACAGCUAUCACUCUGAAACAAACAUUGUCCGAUAUAUGAAAAGAUUAGAAAACAAAGAUAUUUCUCUUGUUCACAGUAUGAUUCCUUUGGGAUCCUGUACAAUGAAGCUGAAUAGCUCAUCAGAACUUAUGCCUAUCACAUGGAAGGAAUUUGCCAAUAUACAUCCUUUUGUUCCCCUGGAUCAAAGUCAAGGAUACCAGCAACUUUUUAAGGAACUUGAGAAGGAUCUGUGUGAAAUCACAGGCUACGACAAGAUUUCGUUCCAGCCUAACAGUGGAGCUCAAGGUGAAUAUGCUGGGCUAGCUGCAAUCAAGGCUUAUUUAAAUGCAAAAGGAGAAUGGCAGCGAAGUGUCUGCCUUAUUCCUAAAUCAGCUCAUGGUACCAACCCAGCAAGUGCUCAAAUGGCAGGGAUGAAGAUCCAGCCAAUAGAAGUAGAUAAAAAUGGAAGCAUUGAUGUGAGCCAUCUGAAAGCAAUGGUAGAUAAGCACAAAGAAAAUCUAGCGGCUAUCAUGAUCACAUAUCCUUCCACUAAUGGUGUCUUUGAAGAGCAGAUCAGUGAUGUAUGUGAUCUGAUUCACAAACAUGGAGGGCAAGUUUAUUUAGAUGGAGCAAAUAUGAAUGCUCAGGUUGGCCUGUGCCGCCCUGGAGACUACGGGUCAGAUGUUUCUCACUUAAAUCUUCACAAAACAUUUUGCAUUCCUCAUGGUGGAGGAGGACCUGGCAUGGGACCAAUUGGAGUGAAGAUGCACCUGGCUCCUUUCCUGCCCAGCCAUCCUGUCGUUGUCUCACCACACGAUGCACAUUCAAGCUCAUUGGGCACCAUCAGUGCUGCCCCUUGGGGAUCCAGUUCCAUCUUGCCUAUUUCCUGGGUUUAUAUCAAGAUGAUGGGAGGCAAAGGUCUAAAACAUGCUUCUGAGAUUGCGAUAUUGAAUGCUAACUACAUGGCAAAGCGACUAGAGAACCACUACAAAAUCCUCUUUAGAGGCUCCAAAGGUUAUGUAGCUCAUGAAUUUAUUUUGGAUACUCGGCCGUUUAAGAAAACUGCAAAUAUUGAAGCUGUGGAUGUUGCUAAGCGGCUUCAGGAUUAUGGAUUCCACGCUCCAACAAUGUCCUGGCCAGUAGCAGGGACCCUCAUGAUAGAACCAACCGAGUCUGAAGACAAAGCAGAACUAGACAGAUUUUGUGAUGCCAUGAUCAGUAUUCGACAAGAAGUAGCUGAUAUAGAAGAAGGAAGGAUGGAUGCUAGAGUUAACCCCUUAAAGAUGGCCCCACACACCUUGGCCUGCCUGGCUGCACCCAACUGGGAUCGUCCAUAUUCUAGGGAAGUGGCUGCUUUUCCACUACCAUUUGUGAAACCUGAAAGUAAGUUUUGGCCUACAAUUGCCAGAAUUGAUGACAUCUAUGGGGACCAGCAUCUGAUCUGUACCUGCCCACCAAUGGAGGUCUAUGAGUCUCCUUUUGCCGAGCAGAAGAGAGCAUCAUCUUAGGACCAGCUUCUUUCUACCCUUUGAAUUACCUUUCAGAUCACUGGGCUUAAUUUUUCUUGCUGUAUUUGUAGCACUCUGUGAAGACAGGUGAAAUCUUCAGCCCGGUUAGCAUAUUUUAUAUACAGUGUAUAUUUUUGAAAACUCCAUGCUGUUAAUUACAUUUCUAUGCAGCUAUUUGUAAAUACUUUUAUUAAGCGGCAAUUGAUUUGAUACAGUUUCCAUGUCAAUCCAUGCUGAAGUGCCCUUGAUUAAGCCCCUCUUUUCUAUCAGGGCUGCUUUUCUGUGAUUUAAUAAUAAGCAUUGGACUGUAUGAACAAAAGCAAUACAGUACACUUUUUAAACAGUGUCAUGACUAUGCACCUGCUCGCCCAAAUGCUCUGUGAUACAGGAUUAACCCCAAUUUUUUUAGGACAUAAUUUUAUAAGGUAUUUCCUUUGUAUUUGGGCUAAGGUAAAAUGGAGUUACUAUUCAUUUUGUAUGAAAUGAAGUCAUGGACAACCAUUAACAGAGUUUGAUAUGGUCGAAUGCAGGUGGCUUUUUUUAAAAAAAUGUACCACACUCUAGUUAGAUUAUGGCAAUGCAUCUUUGUUGUUUAUAAUUAUAUGUCCUAGAACUGAUAUUUUUUAAAUUUCCUCUUGUUAAUGUUCCAAUUAAAAACUAGCUGACUUUGAA